GAAUACCUGAAUUUGCUUUUAAUACUGUUUAUAAUGCCCGGCCUUGUGGCUCUCGCUUUCGAUCAAGUUCGGACCUCGUUUACUAGCCCUUAUGCUACUUACACAACGGACUAUAACCCAGAUGGGUCCCACUAUCACCCCAGGCAUAAUGACGCAAGACACGCAUAUAAUCACGCGUAUGGUCGUUAUGAAGCGUACGCGAUUUUGCCUUACGAUUUUCGCCACGAUCAUAGCCGCAGGGCCUAUAUAGCAAACGGGCACUACCGACCUGAAACAAGCCAUAGAAACAACUAUCAUCGAUACGGCGGCUAUGGCUAUCCUUAUAACAACUACUAUUACGGGUAUACCCCUUACGGCACUGUUGCACGUUAUAUUCCGCCGAUAUUCAACGCUGCGAUAUCAUCACCGCUCACUGCUCGCACAGUUGAAAGCAGCCGAGUUACCACUCAACCUGUGGUAACCAUCCCACGCACAAGUCGGAAGUUUGAGGUUCGUUCUGCUACUCCGACUCCGUAUCACUUCGUCUAUUUGAUCAAUGGUGCUGAUGGUGCCCAGAUUCGACAAGAGUCAGGAGAUGGAGCUAGCCAUAUAAAUGGAGCGUACUCGUUUGUUCUACCUGAUGGGCGCCAGCGACGGGUUGAAUACGUGGCGGAUGAGGAUGGGUUUCGAGCCAAGGUGGAUACGAAUGAACCAGGAACUGAAAGUCAAAAUCCAGCGGCUGUGCUACUCCGUUCAAAUGCCAUUCCAGCAGCAGAGGCCGCUAUCUUGUCCGAUCUAUACAGCUAUCGCUACAAACGACAGUAGCCUCAGUAACACAAAUCGAUUUAUUGUUUUUCAGUCACUGAGCUAUUUUUGCUAAAUCCCGCUCGUAUGAAGUUCUACUUCAUCUGUACUGGUUGCACUUAGGCAUGCGAUAUGCUCCGAACACCUUCAUUCAGUCAGUUAGUUAGUAUACGAUAUAUACUAUACCAUCUAUAUAAAGAGAACACAUACAUACAUUUUCCACUAGGUAAUGCUAGGAUCGUAGUGAACGAGGGCAGUGUGAACAAUUAAUAAUGGGUCGUAUGUUGUUAUAACGCGCCUUUAAAAGUUCUACGCGAAAACAAAAAAAAAAGGCAUCUAAAUGCCGACGAAAUGGAGAAGCGCCGGAAGCGUUUUUGCCUUAUAAUUGGUCAUAUGUUCUACAAGUUUUAAAUUGCAGUCCCUAGCGUAGCAUACAGUACUUUGAUAUAUACUGUUUUGGGCCUUGGGUGAAAAUAUGGAGAGUAAGGGUACAGAAUAAGUCGGUUUUUGUUAAAGGGAGUCAGCAUGCGAAGUACGAAGACAAGGCACAUCCCUAACGUUAUCAGUAUAUAGGGCCUGAACUUUGUACGAGGCAUUAGAUCAAAUAAGCGCUAAAUAAUAAUACUCCGUCGAAAGCGUUUUCAUUUUGCGUUCCCACGAAAAAUUUAGUGUUAAACAUCCCAUUCACUGAUACUGCCGAAACUAUUUUUAUCGUAAGGCCACUUUCCCUAAAAGGUUGUUCUUAAAACACCAAUAGAUUGGCGCUAUAUAGGAAUGUUUAUUGAACCCGAUGGAUAUUGUCAAAUACGUUUAUUAACUAGUGAAUAAACAAAUGAGUUGUGUACGAAAAAAAAUUCUACCUAUAUUUUCCAUCAAGUCAUCACUUGCCCAAUGUAUGUCAGUGGCACAAGUAAAAAAAGUAUGACAUCAUUAGGAGGGUGCUCUUACUUGAAAAUCCCAACUGAUGUACCGUCGAUUUAAUUCGAAAUUUGCCGCCUACCAACAAAUAACGCGGUCAAUGUAAAUGCGUACGCCAGCUAAAAUCUGCUAUCGAAGAUAAAACGGCAUAAACGUCGUACAUCACAGUCAAAUCAAUUCAUACGAGCGAUCUUUACGUCGUUGUCCAUGCCAAAUUUCAACUAUUUAUUUAACAUAACUAUUUAUCGUUAGAAGUCGAGAAAAGCCAAUUUCAAUAACAAUCUAAUAGCCGCUUGACCGUUUAUUCGCAAGCACUACUUGUGAUAGUUAUUUAUCAAGUAUCGGUAGAGUAUCGGCUCCGUCAGACAGAUAUUUGUCGUGCAGAAAAAUAGCCGAGACGCUGUUCUAAUGCUGGUACAUUAAACGCUUGUUACAGUAGCAAUUUCAACGAUUGUGAUUUGGGCCCGAAAUUUGUCGACAUUACAGGUGCUAGGGUUGUUAGAAACUGGGUUUUCUAAUUAAAUGUCCUAAGUAAAUAGACGUAAAACGAUACCGUUCGUGUUCAGUUCCUAUUAGGUUAAUUUGGCCCAGUAUAUAUAUAUAUAUAUAUACAUAAUAUUCAAAACGUAUGAGUGUUUAUGGUAUAAACAUUACACGACUAUUAUUUAAGCUUAUGAUGCCUUACACUGCUUUAGUAGGUAAAUCCCCGUUGUCAACUGGACGAGAGUAUGCUUAUAAAUGUAACUUGAUGAGUUUGCUUCAUCUAAGUUAAAAAGCAUCCAGUAGCCCGAUUUAAGUAUCGUUUUAUUUACUUUAAUUAUUAAUUAUGCUUUGAGUAGUGCUGUUUCUGCACAAUCAGGCCCAAUAGAGGGACACACUGUAAUAAGAAGUUACGCAGUAAACGAGCUAAAUAAAUCAACAACGAUGCUUCAAGAUUUACGUUGCGCCUUCUGCAGGGGAUGCAUACACUGUGCAAUGGUUUGUUUUUGUAACAAACGUAUUGCAUGCAAUUCAGUAAGCCAUUUUCUUUGCUGUUGUCAUUUUUCGACUUGACCGCCUUUCGUAUUGACGAUUUGGCCUUGUUUCAUUAUGCAUUUCUAUAUAAAAUGACUCUAGCUACUCCCAUAAUUGAACACUGUCCAAAAGGGUAAGUGGCAGCCGACAUUUAUCAGUAGAAUAUUUUUUACCUUAUUAUACAUGUAUAUGUAACGUUACGAUAUAAACUUUAAAGCUGUUUAAGAAAUGUUCAAUUUGGACAUACAUACAUACAUGCAUAGAUGCAAACGAUUGUCGCGGACUAGCUUUCUUCUUCAUCAACAAAGCGUAAAGCGUUUUCAUACUGAGGAAUUAUAGUGAAAAACAAAGAAACAAUCGAAGUUUGUGUGUGUCAAAAAGACUCUAGCAGGGCAAGUUGAGGCAUUCCAGAUCUAGGGUCUGUCAGGGAAACACUUAUGUCCUAGAUCAUACAUGUGAAUCUGAUCUCUGGCUGCGUAUUGCUUGGCUGGCAUAGCCUGAUAUACUGUUGGUCGACGAAUCAGUCUAUUUCACCACGUAUAUAUGGAUCAGGUUGGAAAACGUGCGAGUAAAUUCACAAUUCACUUUAUUAUAACUAAGUAAUUUCUGGAAAUAAAUAUGUAUGUUAUCCGUACAAAUAGCAGUGGAUUAUUUUUCAGAAACAUUAGUUGUGAUGUAUCUACAAACGAAGCCGGUUUCCGGUUAAAACUCAUACAGAAAAAUUAAAACGAUUAUUGUAAAAUUUACUUAAGGACUUCAAAUAAAUGUUUCGAGUUUUACGCGCAAAACUGCAACUAACGAUCACUUCAUACGAGCCCUUGACAUCAGGUUCGUUCUCAUGCUUCUUACUGUUGUGACGACGAUAAUUAUGUACCCGUCUGCUCGUGAUGACAAUAAACCCGUUGAG
Varroa destructor (honeybee mite) is the source of this 3622-nucleotide messenger RNA. RefSeq lists its product as uncharacterized. Lineage: Eukaryota; Metazoa; Arthropoda; Arachnida; Mesostigmata; Varroidae. The record is from RefSeq and is a predicted model, not a curated record. Gene Ontology annotation, molecular function: structural constituent of chitin-based larval cuticle. Gene Ontology annotation, cellular component: chitin-based extracellular matrix.